Molecule: messenger RNA, 693 nt
Organism: Rhodotorula graminis WP1
Lineage: Eukaryota; Fungi; Basidiomycota; Microbotryomycetes; Sporidiobolales; Sporidiobolaceae
Exons: 8
Biological process (GO): transmembrane transport
Cellular component (GO): plasma membrane
Molecular function (GO): water channel activity
Source: RefSeq, a predicted model, not a curated record
CUCGGCGAGUUCGUGGGAACGACCUUGUUCUGCUUCUUCGCGUUCGCCGGCACGACGGUCGCGUCGCUGCCUGCCACGUCGGUCACCGACUCGGGUGCGACUGCGACCCAGGGAGCCGUCCAGCCGUCGCCCAACACGUCCUCGCUUCUCUACGUCGCCCUGUCCUUCGGCUUCUCGCUCGCCGUCAACAUUCAGAUCUUCGCGGGCGUGUCGGGAGGCGUCUUCAACCCCGCCAUUUCUCUCGGACUCGCCCUCAUCGGCGCACACACGCCUGUGCGCGCCAUCAUCCUCACGAUUGCGCAGGUGCUCGGCUCGAUUGCCGGCGCCGGUAUCACCUCGGGCCUCCUUCCUGGUCCGCUCAACGUGCGCACGACGCUCGUGGCAGGCACGUCGGUCGUGCGAGGCCUGUUCAUCGAGAUGUUUUUGACCUGGCUCGUCCUCACGGUCGAGAAGAGCGCGAUCGGCGCCGAGGCGGGCUCUACCGCCCCCGUCUGCAUCGGUCUUGCGCUCUUCCUCGGCGAGCUCGUCGGAGUCUUCUACACCGGCGGCUCGCUCAACCCGGCGCGCUCGAUCGGCCCCGACAUCGUCAUCGGAACGUUUGACUUCUAUCACUGGAUUUACUGGCUCGGUCCCGCCAUGGGCGCUUGCCUCGCCGUCGCCUUCUGGAAGCUCAUUCGUUACGUCCACUUCGAG